Messenger RNA from Serpula lacrymans var. lacrymans S7.9, 204 nucleotides. RefSeq lists its product as uncharacterized. The coding region runs from base 1 to 204 and encodes 67 amino acids. NCBI's taxonomy places the organism in Eukaryota, Fungi, Basidiomycota, Agaricomycetes, Boletales, Serpulaceae. The record is from RefSeq and is a predicted model, not a curated record. The transcript is spliced from 2 exons.
AUGAAAUCAGCUGAACUAGAUCAAUAUGGCAAAUAUGCACUCGCUACUCAUAUCCAAGACCCUGACAGUCCUCCUUUAUACCUCACAUUGAAAGGACCUGACACAGACAAAUGGGAAUCAGCUGUACAAAAAGAAAUUAAUCAGCUGCCGCAAUUACGCACCUGGGACCUCAUCCCACGCCCUGCCAAAGUUAACUUAGGUUAA